AUGGACCGCAAAAUUGCUGUCAAAAAGUUUUUCCAAGAGUUUGAUCUCUGGUGGCGGCGAUUCAUACAUGUGUCCACUUGGGGCCGGGCUUUUCAAUUCACGGACGAGGCUUCGACACUGGCCUAUCUGACCAAUCGGGAGUCAUCGCUGGGCGGCUACAGCACUGUCAUCACCCAAUUCUAUCCCCGCGACCCGCGGGACGACCCCUUCCCUGUCCUGGUCUACAUCGCUCUGCCCUGCAAUCAGCUAUUCAUGGGCUCCGCGUCGCUGGACGUGAUCGCCAAAGACAUCGCUCUGUCGGCCGGCAUUUGCGGCCCGAAUGUCGAGUAUUUGGCAAAACUGACGGCUUUUAUGCAAAUCCAUUUGCCGGACGAAUCCGACGAUCAUUUGUAUCGUUUGGAGGAUUUGGUCCGAAAACAGGUGAGCGGUGGCGGACAGGAGUGCGACGAACGGCUCCUCAAGUUGUUUGACGAGGCAAUGGAUGAAGAGAUCAACGAUUUGAUGCAAUUGAAGUCCGUAUUGAGUUUGGCUGACGAAGAAUGGCUGGAAGAUAGUGCCAACCAGUCGUCGCCGCUUUCUUCUGGUUCCAGUACUCGCAGCGGAAGUAUGUCUUCGAGUGUCUCGUCAACGGAGAAGGAGAUGAUGGCCGCCGCCGGUGGCAGUCAGUGGCUGUCGUCGGCUGAGCCGCCGAAACACACGGACAGAGUUAAGGCCCGGAAGUUGCGCUGUAUUAACAAGUAG
Medioppia subpectinata is the source of this 741-nucleotide messenger RNA. Lineage: Eukaryota; Metazoa; Arthropoda; Arachnida; Sarcoptiformes; Oppiidae. The record is from the annotation of a GenBank genome assembly.